This is a messenger RNA of Trypanosoma cruzi, 2796 nucleotides long. RefSeq names its product trans-sialidase, putative. Gene Ontology annotation, molecular function: exo-alpha-sialidase activity. The transcript has a single exon. Lineage: Eukaryota; Euglenozoa; Kinetoplastea; Trypanosomatida; Trypanosomatidae. The coding region runs from base 1 to 2796 and encodes 931 amino acids. The record is from RefSeq and is a predicted model, not a curated record.
AUGCUCUCACGUGUUGCUGCAGUGAGGGCACCCCGCACACACAACCGUCGCCGCGUGACCGUAUCCAGCGGGAGGAGGAGGGAAGGAGGAGAGAGUGAGCCGCGGAGGCCCAACAUGUCCCGGCAUCUCUUCUACUCUGGAGUGCUCCUCCUCGUCGUGCUGGUGUGCUGCGGCAGUGGUGCUGCGGGAGUUGCGGGGCAGUCGUCUGUUCCAAAGUUUAAAUGGAGGGGCAUCAAUGAGAGUGGAGGUGAAACUGUGGAGUCGUUGGGUGCUCCCAGCCUUCUAAAAGUGGGGAGUGACGUGUUUGCCGUUGCCGAGGCGCAGUGCAAAAAGAAGAAGGAUGGUGAUGUGAGUUUUACUGGCGUUGCAUCCCAACUUCUCACGACAGAAACUGCUGAGACACAGGAGGAAGUUCUGGAAAAACCCAAAGUUUGGACACAAGUACUGGAGGAAGGUGCUUCCGGAGGUCAAAAGAAGAAAGUAGAUGUGAGCCGACCAACAACAGUUUUGAAGGGGGAUGAUAUUUACAUGCUUGUUGGAGUCUACAAUAGAGUUGCCGCUCCUCGACAGGAUGCCAAGCCUGACGCGGCUCAAUUGGGACUUUUGCUGGUGAAAGGGAGCGUCAAUAGUGGUGGGGAUACAAAUAGCAAGAAAAUUGACUGGAAAGAUCUUGAAAAUCCCCCGCAAGGACUUUGUGGCGCACAGCUCGAUUCCUGGACAAGGCUGAUUGGAAGCGGUGGAUCGGGUGUUAAGAUGAAGGAUGAGACUCUUGUGUUCCCUGUGGAAGGCACGAAGAAGGCGGCGGACGACGCUGAAGAGGGUGUGAAGACUGUCUCACUGAUCAUACAGUCGAAGGAUACUGCGAAUUGGACGCUGUCGAAGGGGAUGUCUGACGGUGGCUGCAGCGAUCCCUCCGUCGUGGAGUGGGAGGAGGGAAAACUCAUGAUGAUGACUGCGUGUGCUGGUGGCCCUCGCAGGGUGUACGAGUCCGGUGACAAGGGGGAGUCGUGGACGGAGGCACUCGGGACACUCUCGCGUGUGUGGGGCAACAACAAAAAGGGCGUAAGUGGCGUUAGAAGCGGGUUCAUCACAGCGACUGUUGGAAAUAAUGGUGUUGAUAAUAAAAAAGUGAUGCUCGUCACUCUGCCGGUGUAUGCCGAGAACGACAACAAAAAGGGCAAACUUCAUCUUUGGCUGACGGACAAUACGCACAUUGUUGAUAUUGGGCCGGUAUCCGGUGAUGGUGAUGACGAGAUUACCGCCAGCUCCCUGUUGUACAACAGUGGCGGGAACACUGAUGAGAAGAAGGAGGAGUUGAUUGCACUGUACGAGAAGAAGAAGGGCAACGAUGUGAAGCCAUCACCCGGUAUGGUCUCUGUGCUUCUGACAGAGCAGCUGCAGCGUGUGAAGGAGGUGCUGACGACCUGGAAGGAGGUGGACGGCCGUGUCUCCCAGCUGUGCACCUCAUUAAGUGCUCAGAAGGAGCGUACCUCAACUGACGAUGCUUGCAGCGCUGAUAAGAUCACGGCUGGGCUGGUUGGCUUUUUGUCCGGCAACCUCUCCGGUGACACAUGGAGGGAUGAGUACCUCGGGGUGAACGCCACAGUAAAUAAUAAAGCUGGGGAAGCAGCGUCAGCAGUGACCAUCACGGAUAAGGGUGUGACAUUUCAGGGAGCGUGGGCGGAGUGGCCUGUUGGCAAGCAGGGGCAGAAUCAGCUGUACCACUUUGCGAACUACAACUUCACUCUUGUGGCGACGGUGUCCAUCGACAAUGUGCCGGAGGAGGGAAACACCCCCAUUCCGUUGGUGGGUGUGAAGAUGAAUGGCGAUGGAAAUAAUGUGCUGCUGGGACUGUUGUACGACAGCGGAAAGAAGUGGCAAGUACUGUGCGGUGAAAAAACGACGACGGAGCUCAGCAGCGGUUGGGAGACGGGGACACCUCAGCAGCACGUGGUGGUUUUGUUGAAGAACGGCACCCAGGGCUCCGUUUACGUCGAUGGUCAGCGUGUGGGGAAUGAAGAAUGUGCAUUGGGCAAUGGUGAGUCGAAAGAGAUCUCCCACUUCUACAUUGGAGGGGAUGGAGAAAACGCAGCCAACAACAAAGACGUGUCUGUGACUGUGACGAACGUCCUGCUGUACAACCGCCCGUGGGAUGAAGCGGAGAUUACUGCGCUUAACCCGAAUAAAGACCCCACUCCUCCGGUGACCCCGAAUGCUCAGGAAGCCGGAACUUCGUCUGCUCUUGACGGAAGCCAUCUGACGGAACGGGGACAGUCGAUGGGGAGCAGUGGUGUGAACGGUGUAUCCGCACCAACAGUGCCCAGUGCCAAGACUUCCUCAGGAGAAGAGGGGUCCGCAACCCAGUUGGUGUCAGAAGAAUCUUCCGAUGGAAGUAAAAAUGUGGGUGGCGGUUCCUCGCCUGGCAGUGACGCACCGGUGGAGACAGGAGACCGAAGUACGGUGCAGGGAGAUGGAUCAUCACAAACUCCUGUGGGUACUCCCGCCAUAGCAGAUGCAUAUGACCCUAACGCUGAAGCCAUGGGGCACGAUGGAACCGCAGUGAAUCCUGGGGCGAGCGCGAGCUCAGGUGCGGAUGGGGAGACGGCGGAAGGAACGGACGGGCAGGAGAAGGAGGAGAUCCACGCACAGAACGGGGACGUAAAUGCCACGGCACUCAGCAGCAGCCUCGGAAAUGUGUCGCAGGGGAAUAACACCGAUGCCGGCACCAUGCAUGAGAGCGGACUGCUGCCAUCGCUGCUUCUGCUGUUGGGACUGUGGGGGUUUGCGGCUCUGUGA